ACCUGGCCGGGGCCUGGAGGGGGACUUUGUUUAGAGAAAGUGGACAGGAAAUGACCAUCCACUAGUUCAGACUGGAGCUUAUUUUCCUCAGCAGCUCUUUUCAUUCCUUGCAUCACUCAAAGGGAAAACAUGUAUACUGUGGGGCUCUUACGCACAAGGUGCCUUAAUCUUGGGAAGUAAUUACAAGAAAAACAUUCCUUCCUCUGUGGACUGUGGAGGCAGAAUGACUUCCAAGCAUGUCUUUGCUGAGGAUUGGGAGACAGCGCAGGCGGUGAGCCUGGAGCCUGGGAUCUGACGGGGAGGUCUGGAACCGAGCGCAGAGGCUCCUUGUCCGUCAGAGGCCUGAACAGCAGUCACGAUGAAUUGUCGUUCCUGGGGUCGAGCAGGUUAUCCCUAAGGGAUUGACAAGGGCAGUUCCUGCAACAGUAGCUAAUAAUCUGCUCUGGGCGUCGGCUCCACGUCACAGAUGCGUUAACGGGAAGAGCCCGCGCUGAGCUCCAAUCGCGUCUUGUCUGCCAGAGCGUUUGCGGAACCAAGGCCCGUGGCCUCCUAGAACCGGCAGGAGCAGAAAAUGGAGGAGCCCAGCCUGAGAAAAAGGAGAGAGGACGAGAAGUCGAUCCAGAGUAACGAACCCAAGACCACAAGUCUCCAGAAGGAGGUGGGCCUGCUCAGCGGCAUCUGCAUCAUCGUGGGCACCAUCAUCGGCUCUGGGAUCUUCAUUUCCCCCAAGUCUGUGCUCAGGAACACGGAAGCCGUGGGGCCCUGUCUCAUCAUAUGGGCGGCUUGUGGGAUUCUUGCAACACUGGGUGCCCUGUGCUUUGCAGAGCUUGGUACGAUGAUCACGAAGUCCGGGGGCGAGUACCCUUACCUGAUGGAGGCCUUUGGGCCCAUUCCCGCCUAUCUCUUCUCCUGGACCAGCCUGUUCGUCAUAAAGCCCUCGUCCUUUGCCAUCAUCUGUCUCAGCUUUUCUGAGUAUGUUGCUGCGCCCUUCUACUCGGGCUGCGAGCCUCCUCAGGUUGUGGUGAAAUUCCUGGCUGCCGCUGUCAUCCUGCUUAUCACCACGGUGAACUCGCUGAGCGUGCGGCUGGGCAGCUACGUCCAGAACGUGUUCACAGCGGCCAAGCUGGUGAUCGUGGCCAUCAUCAUCAUCAGUGGACUUGUCCUCCUGGCCCAAGGGAAUACAAGGAAUUUUGAAAAUUCUUUUGAGGGCACAAGACUGUCCGUGGGAGCCAUCAGUCUGGCAUUUUACAAUGGCCUCUGGGCAUAUGACGGAUGGAAUCAGCUCAAUUAUAUCACAGAAGAACUUAGAAACCCUUUCAGAAACCUGCCCCUGGCCAUCAUCAUCGGGAUCCCGCUGGUCACAGGGUGCUACAUCCUCAUGAACGUUUCCUACUUCACUGUGAUGACCGCGACCGAGCUCCUGCAGUCCCAGGCCGUGGCCGUGACGUUUGGUGACCGCGUUCUCUAUCCAGCCUCCUGGGUUGUCCCGCUCUUCGUGGCCUUUUCAACCAUCGGCGCUGCCAACGGGACCUGCUUCACGGCAGGCAGGCUCGUUUACGUUGCUGGCCGGGAAGGCCACAUGAUGAAAGUGCUCUCUUACAUUAGCGUCCGGCGCCUGACUCCAGCCCCUGCUAUCAUCUUUUAUGGGAUCAUAGCGACUAUUUACAUCAUUCCUGGUGACAUAAACUCAUUAGUCAAUUACUUCAGCUUUGCCGCAUGGCUGUUUUAUGGCCUGACGAUUCUGGCACUGAUUGUGAUGAGGUUCACGAGGAAAGAACUGGAAAGGCCUAUCAAGGUGCCCAUCAUCAUCCCUGUCUUUGUGACUCUCGUCUCUGUGUUUCUGGUCUUGGCCCCGAUCAUCAGCCAACCCGCGUGGGAGUAUCUCUACUGUGUGUUAUUCAUGCUGAGCGGCCUCAUAUUUUACUUCCUUUUUGUCUACUUUAAGUUUGGAUGGGCUCAGAAAAUCUCGAAGCCCGUCACCAUGCACCUUCAGAUGCUGAUGGAAGUUGUCCCAGCAGAGGAAGCUCCAGAGUAACACGCUCGGCCUCCCGGAAAGCGUCCAAGCUCUGAUGAGUUUAUUUUUGUAAGCAAUAUUUGUGGUUAUUUCCUCCGGAUGCUUUUCUUAAGAAAACACUGCACUCAGAUGUUUAUAAUGCUGUUAUUUUCAGAUGCCCUUAAUUCUCUGGGUGGGGGUUCGACUAGGAGCACUGACGGGUGUCUGCUAGUCAGCCGGCCCAGACAUGGCCCAGCAGCAGGCCGACGGCGAGGGAGGGGCUGGGUGAGAGUCACCACCGCGCCGGCCACUGCUCCACGAGGGGCUCACCACACCUCCUUCAAUAAAGGGCAUUCUUUAAA
This is a messenger RNA of Equus caballus (horse), 2355 nucleotides long. The record is from RefSeq and is a predicted model, not a curated record. NCBI's taxonomy places the organism in Eukaryota, Metazoa, Chordata, Mammalia, Perissodactyla, Equidae.